Messenger RNA from Scylla paramamosain (green mud crab), 3078 nucleotides. RefSeq lists its product as uncharacterized. Lineage: Eukaryota; Metazoa; Arthropoda; Malacostraca; Decapoda; Portunidae. The record is from RefSeq and is a predicted model, not a curated record. The coding region runs from base 1174 to 1671 and encodes 165 amino acids. The transcript is spliced from 3 exons.
AGGAGGAGGAGGAGGAGGAGGAAGGGAAGUAGAAGGAAGAGAAGAAGAAGGUGUAUCAGUGAAGGAUUCCAAGAUGUACUGGAGGAAGAGGAGGAGGAGGAGGAAGAGAAGGAGGAGGAGUAGGAGCAGGAGGCGGGAGGAAGGAGGAAUGAUAUCAAUAAAUGAAGAAGAGAAAGAGAAGAAAUAAAGAUGAACAAUGAAACGCGAAGGAGGAGGAGGAAGAGGAGGAAAGAGUAAUGAUAUUAGUAAAAGAGAAAGAGGAAAAGGAUCACGGAUGAAAGAAAGAGGAAGAAGGAAAUGGGGAGAAGGAAGGAGGAUGAACACGGAGAAGGGAGGAGGAAAUAGGGGAGAGAGAGGCGGCGAUUCUAUGGGCGGUAUAAGAUUACAGUGAUAUGUUAGGACACGACCCUCCACCCACCUCUCUCUCUCUCUCUCUCUCUCUCUCUCUCUCUCUCUCUCCGCUAUUGCGCUGUUCAGUCUCAGUUCCUAGUGUUGUUUGUUAUAUGUUAUUUUUGUUGCCUAAAAGAUUGUAUGGUUUAAUUUCUGUCAGAUUUGUUAUGUUGUCUAAGGUGACAGAGGUGGAUUUGCUGUAAUGAUAAUGUUUGGGUUCUGUCUCUCACUCAUUUUCUGUCUCUUAUUUUCCUGUAUUUCCAUCACUUCCGCUUUCAAUCUUUUACUGUCUUUCAGUAUCUUUAUUUUAUUUUCGCUUUCUAUUUGCUAUGUCCUUUUAGUAUUUGCAUCACUUUCUCUUCUUAUCUCCUAUCUUUUGUAUUUUUAUCUAUUUCUGUCUAUUUUUUCCCACUGCCUUCAUCGCCUCCACUUUCCAUCCAUCAAUAUUUUCAUCGCCUCUUCUCUUCCUACGAUGUACUUUAAUGUAUUACUAUAUAUUUAAGUAUAGGUUAAGAUAGGCUAUCUUGAUUUACCCCGCUUUAAACUUGUAUCAUCAUAACUUAAGUGCAUCAAACUUUCUCAGUAAAUUGUUAAACUACUAAACUGGCAAUGACACACACAAGCCCGAGAAUCCUAUCUGUAACACAUGGUGUUUGAUGGUGGUCACUAUACAAAUUAUUUCUGUAUAUUGCUCGUUUCAUAUUUGUUUGUUUCAUAGUAUUUGCUCGUUUCAUAUGAUAACUACCUAGGAAUAAUGAGUGUUAAUGAGUGUUUCAUUUGUGUAUGAAUCCCUCGAGCGGUAAACCGAGGGAAGGUAGCUCAGGGAGGGAGGUCAAGCCGGCAGUCUAUUUGUGGCAUAGCAGCCGCACACACCUUGUUGGAUUGAAACCUGUGGAUUUAUUUCCUGUGAGCGCCAGAGACUGGUUGUACCCCAGCAGGCCCCUCUUCAGGUCCAGCGGGUUCUCUGGUCAGCUGGUCGUCCACCGUGACUCCGAGAAGCUUGGCACAUUGGACCACCUGGAGGGGGUGAGGGCCCACUGUGAGCUGGGGAGGGGGCACUGGUACAGAGGAGGUACAGCAAUGCAUCACCACAGUUUUGCUGUGGUUGAUGGUCAUCCUGCUCUUUUCCGUCCACGUCUGCAGUCGCUCCAGAAUUGCUUGCAGUGGCGAGUAGUCCUGGUUCUUGGUGGAAACUGGGACGCCCACGGUGCAGUCGUCCACAUACUUCCAGCGAUGAGGGGUGUCGGUGAGGGCGUCGUUAAUGAGGAGGAGGAAGCAUAGAGGACCCAUCUUGGUCCCCUGGGGGACCCCACAUGUCAGCUGUUGGAAAUUAGAGACAGAGCCCUGAUAGCGAACGGCCUGACGCCUCCCUGUGAGGAAGUCGGCUAGCCACGCUAUCAGGUUAGGAGGGAGACCCAGACUUACUGCCUUGCUGAUGACAACAGUGUGAUCAACAAGAUCAAAGGCUUUUUUGAAGUUUUGUGUGUGUGUGUGUGUGUGUGUGUGUGUGUGUGUGUGUUUAAAAGUAUUGCCAUUAACAUAUACGUAUUUUCCUUACAGUUGAAGUAUUUGUAUUACUUUUAUACGUGUUGUUUUCACCGUAUGUUCUUCUGUUUAAGUAUAUUUUACAGUGUAAGAAAUGGCGUGACUUUGUAAGUAUUAUUCUGCACCAUCUAAGUAUGUUAGAUUUCAUGUUUUCACGGUUUAAGUGUGUGCAGUUCCUCUUUAUAAAGGAGAUUAAGUUACAGCGCGUCAUACUUACGCGCACACACACACACACACACACACACACACACACACACACACACACACACACACACACACACUAUAUCACCUCCCACAAACACAUCCAUGCAACAAAGGCCUCAAUUACCAGCCAUUAGAGAGAGAGAGAGAGAGAGAGAGAGAGAGAGAGAGAGAGAGAGAGAGAGAGAGAGAGAGAGAGAGAGAGAGAGAGGGUACGAGUAUAUGGAGUCUUAAUGGUAUGUGAUAACAGGUAAGUAAGAGGCGGUGAUGGUGGUGGUAGUGUUUUUAUCAUCUGUCUUAUUGAUACUGUAAAUUAAGGAUAGGAAUUGUACAAAAAAUGGAAGAGGAAUUAACAAAUCUAGAAGGUUAUACGUAGGUGUGCGUUUCUCUUAUCAUCUCUCCUCUUCCCUCCGCUCUUCUUCUCCCCUCACCUUCUUAUUAACACAGAUCGAAGUUUAUAAAGAACACGAUACCAGACAAAAAGAGAAUAAGAAAACAACGCCACCACUUCACGACAAGAUAAUCAAGGAAUUCUCAGAUACAAAGAUAAAUAUUGUAAGAGAUUUGAUAUGCUGAAUGAGUCUCCGUAAUGUGAAAUGAGUGAGGAUGACGGCUUCAUCUAACCAGGUAUUGAGGGAACAAGUUAAAUACCUCCCACAUCUUGCCUUGACCACCUCGUUAGUUAGAAUUAGUGCUGUUAUUGUGCCUUACUGAUAAUUAUGAAAGGAAAACUCGUAAAGAAAGAACGUAAAGUUCCCGUAAACUGGAUCAUUAUUUGAAUUCAGGAGAGGUAGGGGUGUGAUAUUAAAUACACCAACUUUAUUAAAAAUGGUGAAAUACUGGACGAGGAGUGGAGAGCUAAUGUUAUUCUUGUGUGUGUAAGUCAAGUGGUGGUACAGACAGGUGCGUUGUUGUGUUGUCCUCGUUAAUUAAAUACCAGGA